CGAGAAGGAGGGGGUGUCUGUGUUCGGGAUCAGCGCGGGGAAGUUUUCAUUCUACGGACUAGAAACAUUAGAGAAGCAACGCCAACAAGAAAGGCAUUAGACAAAGGCAAGGAAGCCAGUAAUGGAACCGGGAAGAAAGAAGAUCAGCCUAUGCAGCCUCAACUUACUUUACAAGAUAUUUCAAAUUUAUUGGACGAAAUAUUGGAUGAAAAUCUUGACAAAAGAUUCGCUGGAUUGGAAGUAUUGUUGAAGGAAAUCAAAGGUAAAAUGAAAGCACUUGAAAAAGAGAAAGAAAAACAACAACGGCAAAUUUCUGAGCUCAUUGAAGCUGGGGAAACAGAGAGAUUCCAGACUGGAUUCUUUUGAAAAGAAAUUAAAUUCAACUAUUUGUACUUUGGAACAGUAUAAAGCCAAGAUUAUUGAUUUGGAGAGUCGCAGACAUAAUAUGCGAAUAAUAGGACUCAGUGAAGACAUCGAGAGUGGGAACCUUACUGAAUUUUUUUCUCAAUUCUUAAUGGAAGUUUUUGGUCCCGAAGUCCUUAACUCCCCUCCGGUAUGGAUUGCGCGCAUAGAUCGUUGAAAGCAAAACUAUCGUAAGAAUUAAAACUGUGUCAUGUAAUUCUCUAAUUUCAAUAUGUGAGCACCAAGGAGCACUUACUUCGAUUUUCUCGUCGUAAAGGAGCAUCAAAAUCUUAAAUUUUGUUUGGUUGAAGAUUAUUGUCCUGAGGAAGUUCUGAAGAAGCCAGAAUCUGAGGAAGAGGAUGAGCAUUUCAAUCAUUGACUUUGGCUCAUUUGCCUUGGGUAAAGCUGAACCCUCAGACAAUGAAAUGAAACGAUUAUCCACAGAGUUCAUGAGGGAACUAAAUAAAAAUGGAUUUGUUUACCUCAAAAACACUGGGAUAAAAGAAGAGCAAGUGUUUAGAACAAUGGACAUCAGCACGAAGUUCUUCCUACUUCCUAAGAAGACUAAACAACAAUAUGCCAUUUCAAAUGACUCUGACAUUCCACACCAUGGAUGGUAUGAUUUGGAGACUGAGAGAUUAAACAAAGAAGAUAACAUUGAACUGAAAGAAGCCUUUAAUUUAUCAGCUUUGACUUCAAAUGAUAAGUGGCCCAUCAAAGAGGCUCCUGAGUUUUCAAAUUCGAUGGAGACAUUCUUUAGAACCUGUCAGGAGUUAUCUACUAGAAUUUUGAAAGUUCUGGAACUGAGCCUGGGUAUGGAGACUGAUUUCUUUGUCAGCAAGCACCUAAAGAUGGGCACUAUAACAAAUUCUACAACCUUGCGGACUUUAAAUUACCCACCAAUACAGAAAUCUUCUCUGGAGGCAUAUCAGACACGGUGUGGGGAACAUUCUGAUUUUGGAACAUUCACUCUACUUUUCCAAGAUAAAAAUGGAGGAUUGGAGGUAAAGUCCAGGUCUGGCCAGUACAUCACUGCUCCCUACAUUCCAAAUACAGUUCUGUUCAAUGUAGCCAACAUCCUGCAGAGGUGGACAUCUGACAGGUGGAUUUCCACAAAACAUCGAGUACCAAUUCCACAGACUGAAGACGCAAUGAACAGGACCAGACAGUCCCUGGCUUUCUUUGUUCACCCAUCUCAUGAUGCAAUAAUCGCAUGUUGUGAUGGCCUGGAUAAAUACCCACCCAUCUCUUCUAUCCAGUACCUAAAGGAUAAUCAUAGCAAUUUUUUUUCCAAAGAAUCCUAUCCAACUAUUGUUUGAAUGGGAUAGCGACUUACAGACAUCUAUGUGGCUUUGAAAUUGCAGUAAAAGUUACCAAAUGAUUUCUUAAUAAAGCAUUAAUGCACGUAUUCAACACAUUUUUCCAACAUAUUGUCUGCAUAUGCAGGUUUUAUCUUUUGUCAAAUUUCUUAAGUAUUUAGUGUUUUGGUUUAUGUUUCUUCAUAGGCAUUUCUAUUGUGGAACUAAAGAAAGGAGAAAAAAAUCAAAGCUAUUUUAUAUAUAUCAUUUGGCUUUCUUGUAAUUCUUGAAAGACCUGCUGUCUUAGCUGCAGAAGAUGAAGGGCUCAUUUGCCCAACCCGACAACUCUCCACCAUUUCAUGGUAAAUGGUGGUCACAACUCACUUUCCUCAGUAUUCUUCAACAAAAUUGCUAAAUCCCUCACUGAGUGCAGCAAAAUGACUUCAUGGUGCAGUCAUUUGGUGUUCUUGUAACCAACUCACAUAUACUGACAUUGCUCAGCAUUGUACUAUCUUUCCACUGAGGGAAUGCUCACAUCUGCACAGGCCCUAAAUAAUACCACAGCUGAGAAAGGCCAUCGGGAUUUCAAACUAAAUAAUUUAGGAGAAAGAAGAAGCUUGAGAAAGGCUACAAAUAUAUUUAAAAAUAAACUCUUAAGAUCAGCUUCUGCUACCAUUUAAUUAUUUGCCCCCAAAUACUCUGGAUUGUUGUCUGGUUCUGUACACCAUUAUUAUUUCAAUAUGGAAUACUAUCCAUUUUUUGUGGAUGAUAUUCUUCAGAUUUACUCACUACCCAUCUCUCCCCAUCACUCUGGAGGCCAGAUUUUCAUUGAUCCUGAUGAAGGCUUGGCUCCCUCUCAGUUUGAGAGAUUCAGCACUUGGCCAGCUAUUUCAAUUGAUGAACCCCCGGCAGGAAAUCCCAUUUCCCAGCAGCACAGCGCAGCACAACUGGCUUUUUGGUGACUGUGGAGUAGGAAAGUCACUGACUUAAUGAAUGGUAAGUAUCUCCAUCAACACAGUAGCAUUCCGACUGACUGUCGCUGGAUUGGACAAUCCAGCUCAAAAUUAUAGGAGAUGAAGGCAAAAUGAAGAGUCUUCAAAACAUUUAUUCAACACAGAAAAUUUUACUAGUAUUUGAAAAACAAUUUCCCUUUUCCUUUCAAACCAUAUGUAUUUGUUCAGUCUAUUUGUAGAAGUUUGAUUUUAAAAUGCUAAAAUAGGUCACUUUGACUACAACAAAUAGCAGGAUUUAGCCAUGUUUUUUCUUGAAUGGCAAUAAAAGACUUUGCAUUUAUAUCGUACAUUUUUCAUCCCUAUGAGGACACACCCCCCCCAAAGUCAGAAACACAUUUUACAGCUGUCAUAAACACAACACACAAGGCUUCCACAAACAACUGUGUGAUAAUCUAAUUUUAAUGAUGUUGUUUGAGCGAUAAAUUCUGCCACUUUCUCUUUGAAAUAGAGCCACUGAACCUUUUAAAGGGCAAAAACGGCUCAAGUUACUUGUCUCAUCUGAAAGAUCCCUGGCAGUGCAGUCCUCAAUGCUACACUCAGUCACUGGAAUUUCAUGUUCUGUCUGUGUGACGGGUUGCGAACACACCUUGUGAUUAAUGAGUGUGUCCUGCAAAGUGAGCUAUGGCAGACACCAGAUAAUAUAAUCUGAGGUCCAUGAAAACAGCGGUCCUGCAAAUCUCCCAACUGCAAGAUCCGAUGAAAUAGACAGAUUUCUAUGUAACAAUAUGCAUGCAUGAAAGUAUAGAUUGUGAAUAAAUUUUUCAUUAUAAUUGA
Molecule: messenger RNA, 3487 nt
Organism: Hypanus sabinus (Atlantic stingray)
Lineage: Eukaryota; Metazoa; Chordata; Chondrichthyes; Myliobatiformes; Dasyatidae
Exons: 9
Coding region: 762-1721 (319 amino acids)
Molecular function (GO): dioxygenase activity
Source: RefSeq, a predicted model, not a curated record